This is a messenger RNA of Gavialis gangeticus (Gharial), 503 nucleotides long. RefSeq names its product fermitin family homolog 3-like. Gene Ontology annotation, molecular function: integrin binding. Gene Ontology annotation, cellular component: cell-substrate junction; cytoskeleton. Lineage: Eukaryota; Metazoa; Chordata; Crocodylia; Gavialidae. The transcript has 4 exons. Bases 105 to 491 code for a protein of 128 amino acids. The record is from RefSeq and is a predicted model, not a curated record. Gene Ontology annotation, biological process: cell-matrix adhesion; regulation of cell-cell adhesion mediated by integrin; platelet aggregation.
CCCUGCACCCUCUGGCCCUACCCCCAGGCUGUGAGGUGGUCCCGGAUGUCAACCUAUCGGGGGGCAAAUUCUGCAUCAAACUGCUGGUGCCAUCACCCGAGGGCAUGAGCGAGGUGCAUCUGCGCUGCCAGGACGAGAAGCAAUACGCCCACUGGAUGGGUGCCUGCCGUCUGGCUGCCCGGGGCCGCACCAUGGCCGACAGCACCUACAGGGCCGAAGUCCAGAACAUCCUGGCCUUCCUGCAGCUGCAGCGUGCUGGCUCCAUCUCUGGCCCCACUGCCAACCCCACCCCUGCCCCUGAUGGAGCAGGGCCCACCUGGCUCUUCCCUCCACGUUACCAGAAGAAGUUCAAGCCCAAACAGUUAACCCCACGUGUGCUGGAGGCCUACCAGAACGUGGCCCAGCUCUCGCUGACCGAAGCCAAGAUGCGCUUCCUGAAGGCGUGGCAGGCGCUGCCCGACUUUGGCAUCACCUACUUCGUGGUCAGGUAAGGGCGGCCGGCG